Helianthus annuus (common sunflower) is the source of this 3141-nucleotide messenger RNA. Its product is annotated as glutamate receptor 3.4. The transcript has 8 exons. Lineage: Eukaryota; Viridiplantae; Streptophyta; Magnoliopsida; Asterales; Asteraceae. Bases 184 to 2979 code for a protein of 931 amino acids. Gene Ontology annotation, cellular component: plasma membrane. Gene Ontology annotation, molecular function: G protein-coupled receptor activity; glutamate-gated receptor activity. Gene Ontology annotation, biological process: G protein-coupled receptor signaling pathway. The record is from RefSeq and is a predicted model, not a curated record.
UUACUACCAAGUUGCAGUUGCACCGGCCAUUGGAUUCUUACUUUCAAAGACAUUCAACAUCUGAUGAUCUCGAGAUGGCUGACCGGCCCACUUUCUCCACUCGCGAUAAUCAGCAUGUGACGUCUACGAAUCACUAGCAUAUGUAACCAGAUAUGCGCUUUAGUAGAGAUUGAUGUGUUGAUAAUGAGAAGAAACAGUGUGAAUAUCUUGGUGUUAGGCCUGUGGGUGAUGGUGGUGAUGCCCUUGGAAAUCAAGGGUCAAAGUCAAACUAGUAAAACCAUAGUUACAAGAAGUCCAAGUGUUGUGAAUGUAGGAGCAUUAUUUGCAGUGAAUUCAGUUAUUGGCCGCUCUGCAAAGCCCGCUGUCGCAGCUGCCAUCGAUGAUGUCAACUCUAGUCCAACUGUUCUUACAGAAACUCGAUUGAACCUUAUUUCGUACGAUACCAAUUGCAGUGGAUUUCUUGGCACUAUUGAAGCUUUGCAGUUGAUGGAAAAAGAUGUAGUGGCUAUGAUAGGCCCCCAAUCCUCCGUUAUAGCGCACUUGAUAUCCCAUAUCGUAAAUGAACUACACGUACCACUCCUUUCAUUCGGUGCAACCGAUCCCACACUUUCGGGUCAUCAACACCCUUACUUUGUCCGAACCACACAAAGCGACUACUACCAAAUGUCUGCCAUAACCGACUUCGUUUUAAACUUCGAGUGGAAAGAAGUUGUUGCCAUAUUCGUUGACGACGAUUAUGGUAGAAAUGGGAUUUUGGCACUGGGCGAGGCCCUUGCAAAAAAACGAGCCAAGAUUUCUUACAAAGCUGCGAUUACGCCAAGCGCGUCUCAUAGUGACAUUACGGAGCUACUAGUCAAAAUCAACAUGAUGGAGUCUCGGGUUUAUGUCGUGCAUGUAAAUCCUGACUCGGGUCUUGAGAUUUUCGCUUUAGCAAAAAAGCUUGGGAUGGUGACAAGUGGCUAUGUUUGGAUUACCACAGAUUGGCUUUUGGCGGUUUUGGAUUCAUCAGAAGUGCUAGAUCCUAAAACGAUGGAUGUCAUACAAGGCGUUAUCUCGUUGCGCCAACAUACGCCGAAUUCUGACAUCAAGAAAUCUUUUACAACUAAAUGGAAGAGUAUUAAAGAGAAACAAACAAGCAGUUUUAAUUCAUAUGCUCUAAACGCUUAUGAUUCCGUAUGGUUACUCGCACAUGCUCUUGACAAGUUCUUCAAAUCUGGAGGAAGUAUCACAUUUUCUAACGAUUCUAAACUCGGACACAUUACUAACGGAAGUAAGCUUCAGUUUUCGGCUCUUAGGAUUUUCAACGAAGGGACGCAGCUUCUCCAAACAAUCCUAGCCACAACAUUCGCGGGUUUGAGUGGUAACGUGAAGUUUGACCAAGACAAAAAGUUGUUGUAUCCGGCUUAUGAUAUCGUGAACAUAGGUGGAACUGGUUUACGAACCGUUGGAUAUUGGUCAAACCAUUCAGGACUCUCAACGUCUGCUCCCGAGUCAUCAUAUGCAAAGCAUUUAAACAAUUCUUCUAAUGAUCAACGUCUUUAUAGCGUGAUUUGGCCCGGUGGAAUGAGUAAAAGGCCAAGGGGAUGGGUUUAUCCGAACAAUGGAAAGCCUUUUAGAGUUGCGGUGCCUUAUGGCUAUAGUUACAAAGAAGUUGUGACAAAAGACAAGUCUCAAAAAGGCGUAAGAGGAUACUGCAUUGAUGUCUUUGAAGCUGCGGUGAAUUUACUUCCGUACCCGGUUAUUCCAGAAUAUAUUUUAUACGGUGAUGGACAAAGAAAUCCGAGCUACAGCGAUCUUGUGAGAGCGGUUGCUGAAAAUAAGUACGAUGCAGCAGUUGGAGAUAUAACGAUCAUUACAAACCGAACGAGGAUAGCUGAUUUUACGCAGCCUUACCUGGAGUCUGGGCUAGUCAUAGUUGUUCCUCUCAACAAGUCAAAGCCCAAAUCAUGGGCAUUUCUCAGGCCAUUCACUAUUGAAAUGUGGCUGGUCAGUGGUGGAUUCUUUCUCUUCAUCGGAUUUGUUGUUUGGUUCCUCGAGCAUCGCUCGAAUGAAGAGUUUCGUGGACCACCGCUGGGACAAAUCGUCACAGUUUUAUGGUUUAGCUUCUCGACGAUGUUCUUUUCACACAGAGAGAAGAUAGUGAGCACGUUGGCACGGUUUGUAUUGAUCUUAUGGCUGUUUGUAGUGUUGAUCAUUACUUCAAGCUACACCGCCAGCUUGACAUCAAUCCUCACGGUACAACAACUGACUUCAACCAUUGAAGGGAUAGAUAGCUUGAUCUCAAGUAAUGACCCGAUUGGAGUUCAAGAAGGAACGUUUUCUCAUAAUUAUUUGAUUCAAGAACUCAAUAUCCCCGAGUCUAGGAUCGUACCUUUGAGAGAUGAGGUGGAAUACUUAAACGCGCUUCAUUUAGGUCCCGAAGGAGGUGGUGUGGCUGCCAUUGUUGAUGAACUUCCUUACGUCGAGCUCUUCAUGCGUUAUAGCAAGUGCGAGUUCAGGAUUGUUGGUCAGGAGUUUACAAAAAGUGGUUGGGGAUUUAAUUGGCUGCAGGCAUUCCCAAGAGACUCUCCUCUAGCAAUAGAUUUAUCAACAGCAAUCCUACAACUAUCAGAAAACGGAGACCUACAACGAAUCCACGACAAGUGGCUCUCGACGACUUUGUGUUCUCAAACUAGCAUACUCGAAGGGAAAAGCCUCACUCUAGACAACUUCUGGGGCUUAUUCCUAGUCUGCGGCAUUACCUGCUUCAUUUCUAUCUGCAUUUUCUUCUGUAGGAUGUUCUGUGCGUACCGUAGGUACACUCCUGACGAAGAAGCAGCUCGUGGGAUAGUGGAACCUGACUCAACAACAUGCAGCAGAUGGUUUUUUGGAGCCAUCAGUUUCAAAGAUGUGAUUGAAUUCUAUGAUAAGAAAGAGGAAGUGAUCAAACAAAAACUUAGGCGAAACACACGUCAAGUUAUCAGGGACUCUAAAACAUGAUAUUACAAAAUUUGUAGGAAGUUAUCGCUCUUGCAAGCUUUGCUAGUUGAUCAAAAGUUAGUUGCACAAUCAAAUUUUCUAACAUGUGUACUUUGGGUUUCUGGUCACAACUAUGUUAUUGUUGCGAAAAUUUUAAAACAAGAUCCUGUAUGUGUUAUGGUA